Molecule: messenger RNA, 3035 nt
Organism: Pseudophryne corroboree (corroboree frog)
Lineage: Eukaryota; Metazoa; Chordata; Amphibia; Anura; Myobatrachidae
Product: atrial natriuretic peptide receptor 1-like
Exons: 23
Coding region: 118-2697 (859 amino acids)
Biological process (GO): protein phosphorylation; receptor guanylyl cyclase signaling pathway; cGMP biosynthetic process
Cellular component (GO): plasma membrane
Molecular function (GO): adenylate cyclase activity; protein kinase activity; guanylate cyclase activity
Source: RefSeq, a predicted model, not a curated record
CAGCAAGAACAGUAUCACAUCUGGCUGUGUAUCGCAGGCACAGCAUCAUUACUAAAGAGCUCCCUUGAGAUCAUAAAAGUAAAUACCUAGAACUUGGAUGUAAUAAUCUCCUCUACUAUGAAAGGCUUCAAAGUGUUUCUUUUUCUUUUGCAUCUCAUUGGGCGAUUAAUGAUCUUUAUCUUUGAAGUAACUGAUGGAUGGCAUGACUUGGAUAACACGGAAUAUGACUGCUGGCCAUUGGAGAAGCCUGAUGAAGUGAAUAUGUUAGACUGUGGAGGUGUGGAGAUGACGUGGGUGAAAAGGCCUCCUGCCAAAGCGUACAGUGGCAAAGCAUUUGAUGUCACUUACUCUGUUUCUACUACAGAUGACUUUUAUAAGUAUGCAGUCGCACAUGGAAUUCUGUUACAGCGGGAUGCUGAGGCUGCUAAAAGAUUUUGUGAGGAACAUGAAUGUCCAGACAACUGGAAAGAUGCAAAUGAGGAAAAUUGCUGUGUCCAUCAUGCUAAUAUCCACUCCUGUCCACUGUCCUUCAUGGGAAAAGGUGGAAUUUGUGGUCCUUGGAUACCAGACGACGGACAGAUAUUCACACACACCUUAUCCACCUCUGGAAAAAUGACACAAGGGAACUGGACAGCAAAGGUUGUCUUAGUUCAUGCUGGUAUGACUUCCUUAAUCGCACAUAUUAGGAUUGGCAAAAUGCAAGUUGCACUGGAAGCUAAAACCUUGGUGUUACCUGUAGUAGUGUGCGGCAACGGUGUGUGUGAAGAAGAAGAGGUCUGUGCUACUUGUCCUGCAGACUGUGGGGAAUGCACGCUUCCGUCUGAUAUUAGAAUGGCGAUUGCUAUUCCCGCGGCAGUGAUUAUCGCAGGCUUUAUUUUGUUAGCUGUGGGGUUUCACUGCCAACGCCAAAAAAUGUUUUGGGAUGAAAGUUGGAUCAUAAAGUAUAAUGAAAUAAAACAAGAUCAUUCCACACAUCAGAACCCUACAGGAAGCACACUCCAAGCUGCCAGCACCUCCAAUGCCAGUUGUCUCACUACCCUGAGCUCCUGCACAGGGGCUGUCAGCACAUCCAGAAAGCAAUUCUUCACCAAGACUGGCAGAUAUGACGGUAGAAUAGUAGCCAUAAAGAAAAUCCCAAAGAAGACAUUUACCCUCACCAAGAGAGUACGGAGAGAGAUAAAGCAAAUUCGGGAUCUUGAUCAUCCCAAUCUUUGCAAAUUUAUGGGAGGAUGCAUUGAAGUUCCCAAUGUGGCUAUUAUUACGGAGUAUUGUCCUAAAGGGAGUUUGAAUGAUGUGUUGCUGAGUGAAGAUAUUCCUCUAAACUGGGGUUUCAGGUUUUCUUUCGCUAAUGAUAUAGCACAUGGCAUGGCAUAUCUACAUCAACAUAAAAUAUACCAUCCACGGCUUAAAUCCACUAACUGUGUCAUUGAUGACCGAUGGGUUUGUAAAAUCACAGAUUACGGUUUGGAGACUUUCCGAAAAACAAAUUCUGCUGAAGAUUAUGACACAUUCCAAGAGCAUCCUGUUCGUGUGUACAUACCUCUAGAGGCUCAAUCUGUGUCCAGCCAGGAGAAAUCUGCAGCAGCCGACAUGAACAGCUAUGCUGUCAUUUUACUUGAAAUAGCAAUUAGACAUGAUCCUGCAUCGAAAGAUGACACCAGAUCAGCAGAAUACUGCUGCCUUCCUUUACCAGAGUUAAUUAAGGGGAAAGCAGACAAUGCCUGUCCAUGUCCAUCAGAAUACGUGGAGCUGAUCAGGAGGUGCAGGAGCCAAAACCCAGCUCAGAGACCUACAUUUGAGCAAGUAAAGAAACUGCUGUACAAGAUGAAUCCAAACAAAGUGAGCCCAGUGGAUAUGAUGAUGACUUUGAUGGAAAAAUAUAGUAAGCAUCUGGAGCUAUUAGUUGCAGAGCGUACACAAGAUCUAAUGUAUGAAAAGCAAAAAACAGACCAACUGCUAUAUAGCAUGCUGCCAAAACAGGUUGCCGAUGAUCUGAGACAAGGAAAACCUUCACAAGCUCAAAGUUAUACCAGUGCAACUGUAUUUUUCAGUGACAUUGUUGGGUUCACACAACUGUCCAGCUCCAGCACACCUUACCAGGUUGUAGACUUUCUCAACAAACUCUACACCACAUUUGAUGACAUAAUUGACAACUAUGAUGUGUAUAAAGUGGAGACGAUAGGGGACGCAUAUAUGGUUGUUUCUGGUGUUCCCAAAGAGAAUGGUAUUUUCCAUGCCAGUGAAAUCGCAAGCAUGGCUUUAGACUUAGUUGCUGUUUGCAAGACUUUUAGAAUUCCACAUAAGCCCAACACCCAGUUGAGGAUCCGUGCUGGAAUUCAUUCAGGACCUGUGGUUGCUGGAGUUGUUGGAACUAAAAUGCCCCGAUAUUGCUUGUUUGGAGACACAGUGAACACCGCUUCAAGAAUGGAAUCAACAAGUGAAGCACUCAAAAUCCAGUGCAGCUCCAGUACUUAUGAUUUCCUGAAACAAAUUGGAGGAUAUAAACUGGUAUGCCGUGGGAUGUUGUCAAUCAAGGGCAAAGGAGAUAUGACAACCUAUUGGCUUGAAGGCAAGACCGGUACAUCAACAAGGAACAUCAGUCCUAAUGCAUCAGCAGUCGGUCAAGAAAAUGAAAGAGAGUCAUUUCAUCUGAUACCUGGAGUACUGUCUAAUGAAGCCCUGUCCACCUCAUUCUGAAAGAUGUUUACUUUAGCUAACCUCUGUGUAAGCCCUAAUGUACAGCAAUAGGUUGGUCGCCUGUUAUGAUCUAUGUGCAGAUCUGCAGGAAAGGAAGCUAGCUGGGAGUAUUGUGUUGGAACACUGAGCUUUUUAAAACAGUCAGUAGCAGAUUGUCCACUAUGAACUAUUUACAAAUAAGUUGUGAGGAGUCAUUUAUUGAAAAGCUAUAUUUCAAGAAAAGAUUGUAACUUACAAAUGUACUGCCUGAAAAAUAGAAAAUUUGUAUUGCUUGCAGUGAAAGGAGAAGUUCCGGAGAAUUCUGUUCUUCUAUAUAAGAUGAUUUGCUGACAUGAGAU